AUGCCGUCCACACGCCCUCGACCUUCUCGGGAGCCUACCAAAGAGUCAAUCCGCACCGCCGUUAUUGUCGGGCUCGUCAUCGGCCUUCUCGGUCUCAUCGUGCUGGGUUCUCUCCUCUACCAACGCCGCCUAUGGCGAAACAUAAAAGCUGGUACUAUGAUUGGAAAGUGGGAAUUUGAAAGACGAGAAAGAGGGGGUAAGACAACAUGGAGGGCAGAUGUAGAGAAGGGCUUAGAAGUCGGUAUAAUUCAAGAGCCUUUGCCAGUCUACGCCAAAGAAGCUGUGAGGGGUGAGAAGCGAUUAGAAAUGGGUGUGCUGAGGUAA
This is a messenger RNA of Alternaria burnsii, 324 nucleotides long. RefSeq lists its product as uncharacterized. The record is from RefSeq and is a predicted model, not a curated record. The transcript has a single exon. Lineage: Eukaryota; Fungi; Ascomycota; Dothideomycetes; Pleosporales; Pleosporaceae. The coding region runs from base 1 to 324 and encodes 107 amino acids.